AUGUGUGAAGCAGAGAAGUUUAUAUACCACAAGAAGAAGCUCUUAUUAGAGAUGAAGGUCAAGUUUCUAGGAGACAGCAAGUUGAAGAACUCCUUGGUUUCCAAGUCUCGUAUGAGCCUUUGGAUGAUCCGUGCUAUCACCAUACUGUUGCUAUGGAGCUGUUGUGUUCAUCUGGUGGCGGUGGGAGGGAUGUGGGGACCUAGAUUGUUGAAAGGAUGGCCUUCUUGUUUCAACAGUCACCAUGAUCUCCCAAUGGCUUCACAGGAAAUGACUUCUCUUCCAAUGAAAAUAGCCCUCCCUCCUAAAAGGCUAUAUCAGAACAAUGGCUAUCUUAUGGUUUCUUGCAAUGGAGGACUCAACCAAAUGCGAGCUGCGAUAUGUGAUAUGGUGACUAUUGCAAGAUACAUGAAUGUCACACUUAUUGUCCCAGAGCUUGACAAGACCUCUUUUUGGAAUGAUCCUAGUGAGUUCAAAGACAUAUUCGAUGUGGAUCACUUCAUAACUUCUUUGAGAGAUGAGGUUCGUAUACUCAAAGAGGUUCCUCCAAGACUUAAGAGAAGGGUUGAGCUUGGCGUUUACCACACCAUGCCUCCUAUCAGCUGGUCCAACAUGUCCUACUACCAAGACCAGAUUCUUCCACUGGUGAAGAAGCAUAAGGUCUUACAUCUAAACAAGACCGACACUCGACUUGCCAAUAACGAACUUCCUGUUGAGGUUCAGAAGCUGAGAUGCCGAGUAAACUUCAACGGGCUUAGGUUCACUCCAAAGAUUGAGGAGCUAGGUAGAAGAGUGGUCAAGAUCCUGAGGGAGAAAGGUCCCUUUCUCGUUCUCCAUCUCAGAUACGAAAUGGACAUGCUGGCAUUCUCUGGUUGCUCACAUGGUUGCAACCGCUACGAAGAGGAAGAACUCACAAGAAUGAGAUAUGCUUAUCCAUGGUGGAAGGAGAAAGUGAUAAACUCAGAGUUGAAGAGGAAAGAAGGUCUUUGCCCAUUAACUCCAGAAGAAACAGCUCUGACGCUGUCUGCCUUGGGGAUUGACCGUAAUGUUCAGAUUUACAUAGCUGCCGGAGAGAUAUACGGUGGUAAAAGGCGGUUAAAGGCUUUAACAGACGUCUUUCCCAAUGUGGUGAGGAAAGAAACUCUGCUGGAUUCCUCUGAUUUGAGUUUUUGUAAGAACCACUCUUCUCAAAUGGCUGCUCUUGAUUACCUUAUCUCUCUGGAAAGUGAUAUAUUCGUUCCUACUUAUUAUGGGAACAUGGCCAAAGUUGUGGAAGGUCAUCGCAGGUUCUUGGGGUUCAAGAAGACGAUUGAGCUAAACAGGAAGUUCUUGGUCAAUCUUAUAGAUGAAUACUACCAAGGAUUAGUGAGCUGGGAAGUGUUCACGACCAGGGUGAAGGCCUUUCACGCUACAAGAAUGGGAGGUCCAAAGAAGAGGCUUGUGAUACCAAAUAAACCAAAAGAAGAAGACUACUUCUAUGCUAAUCCUUAUGAAUGUCUCCAGCUAUUACAUGAGAAUGAUAGUGGCAAUUCACUAGAUGAAACCAUAUGAUCAGAGCCACCACCAUUGUCCUACAUUUAGAUUUGGCAGGACAUGGAUGGGUGGAUAAUGGAGUUUAUCUAUGGGGAUUAUAUCAAUCUUGAGGAUGAGAUUCUUAAAGAGGUUAUGUAGGGUUCUUUGGUGUACAGAGACAUCUGAAGAGCUUCUGUGGAUGUAGAAGGAAGGCUCUGAAGUUUUCAUUGUAAAGUUUGCAGACUUGUCAUUUUGGCACCAUCACCUCCUCAUCCAUGGACCUGCAGUUUUGUAGCUGAAAAAUAAACAAUGCAGUGUAUAAUUAUGUUACACAUUAUUAGUUAUUUGAUUAAAUAAAUAAGUGUUCUGUUUCUUAUC
This is a messenger RNA of Brassica rapa (field mustard), 1887 nucleotides long. Its product is annotated as rhamnogalacturonan I rhamnosyltransferase 1. NCBI's taxonomy places the organism in Eukaryota, Viridiplantae, Streptophyta, Magnoliopsida, Brassicales, Brassicaceae. The record is from RefSeq and is a predicted model, not a curated record. Gene Ontology annotation, cellular component: cytoplasm.